GGUGUUGUGUUGGGUGGAGAGCGGGGCGUUGUGGGGCGAGUCGCCAUGGGGCUGCCAGGUCGGGCCCUCUUCCUGCUGGCGGCCUCGGACUUUGCGCUGCAAUGGGGGCUGUGGGCGGUGGCGGCCGCCUUGCGCACCGAGAAGUUCUUCGAUUUGGCGGGAAGUGGGACUUUCAUUUUACUGGCACAUCUCAGCCUCAGUUGGGGGAACAGCAGUCAUCCUCGGCAGCAAGUCCAAACAGGGCUAGUGACUAUCUGGGGUCUUAGGCUGGGUCUUUACCUCUUCCUGCGGAUCUUGAAAGACGGACAUGACAGGCGGUUCCAUGGUAUAAGAGACCAACCGGGCAUAUUCUUUUUUUACUGGACCUUACAAGGUGUUUGGGUGUUUAUAACGCUUCUCCCCACUCUUCUGCUAAACCUGGAGAAACAUGAAAAGCCUUUGGGAUUCUGGGACUACCUCGGAUGGAGCACCUGGGCAGUGGGCUUCAUUAUAGAGGCCGUGGCUGACCAACAAAAGUGGCACUUCAGAAGCAACCCUGAUAAUACCGGCAAGUUUAUCCAGAGCGGCCUGUGGGCAUAUAGUCGUCACCCCAACUACCUUGGGGAGAUCUUGCUGUGGACAGGACUUUUUGUGUCAGCUGCAUCUGUGCUACAUGGGUGGCAAUAUAUCAGCAUUGUUUCGCCAUUGCUGGUGUGGUACUUGCUUAAUUAUGUCAGCGGGAUCCCAAUUCUAGAGAAAGCAGCCAUGAAGAGAUGGGGGAAGGAAGCAGCUUUUCAGGCUUACCUGCAGGAGACACCUGUGCUGUGGCCUAUCAGAUUUAGGCAGUAGCAGACAGUUGCAUCUCACUCUCUGAAUUUGCCUCUAGAAGGCAUUGGCUACAAGGCCACCCCAACAUGUGCUUGGCUUGUUCAGAUCCUGGGGUCAUCUAAUCCCAAUGGCUGGUGAAUAUCCAUAGACUGUGCAAUAAGACAGGGUGCACAAAUGGCUUGCCACCUGGAGUCUGUCAUGAGAGCAACCAGGAUGCAACCUAUGCCAUGAGGCAGUCAUCUCCUAUGCACCUCUCCUCAGUUGACAAGAUUCCAACAUGAUCUUUCUGCCAUCACAUCUAUAGCAUUUUCCCCUCAGUGUCCUGGAACAAAAAUGUGUCUGGUAUAAAACACUAAUCUCAGAUUAGAAGGCUCUGCUGGUCUUUUUUAGCUUCAAUUACAUAAAGUAGCUGGAAGGCUUUGCUCUCUUCCUGGUAAAUGGGUGCCCCUUGCCUAGCUCCCUGAAGUGUUAAUCCCAGUAAUCCAGUGUGCUGAGAAAAGAGGAGAUCAUAGGCAGCAAGUUCACCUUUUGUAUAAAGAAGCAUGAAUGUAACCUGCCGAAACAGGGUUAGUAGCAGAUAACACGCCAGCUGUAACAGAAGCACUAGGGCUGCCUCCAACUUUGUGCAAGAGUCAUUAUUCCCUUUUGUUUUUUAAUGUAAAGCCAAGCUUAUAAAUCCUCCAGUGUUAUAAAGCUAUAGUCUUCAUAAUUAGAUUUGCUUCACUGGUUAGAAAUACAACGCCCACUGAAAUCUGUAUACCGACUAGCACGACAUAUUCCUAGAAGGAGAGUAUUUCUGAAGUCAUUUUAAAAUACUAUUCUUUGGCUAAACGUAUUCCUUUUCACCCAACUUUGCUAUGUCAGGUGAGCUUUUGGACAUUUUUGUACAAAUGCCUCUAGUCAAAUAAUGUAUUUAAAGACAACCAAGAGCAAUUUCCACUUGUGAAUACAGAAUAUCUGAAGAA
This is a messenger RNA of Anolis sagrei ordinatus, 1772 nucleotides long. RefSeq lists its product as uncharacterized. Gene Ontology annotation, cellular component: membrane. The record is from RefSeq and is a predicted model, not a curated record. Gene Ontology annotation, biological process: lipid metabolic process. NCBI's taxonomy places the organism in Eukaryota, Metazoa, Chordata, Lepidosauria, Squamata, Anolidae. Gene Ontology annotation, molecular function: oxidoreductase activity, acting on the CH-CH group of donors.